Messenger RNA from Pecten maximus, 2933 nucleotides. Its product is annotated as multiple epidermal growth factor-like domains protein 10. Bases 42 to 2129 code for a protein of 695 amino acids. The transcript has 18 exons. The record is from RefSeq and is a predicted model, not a curated record. Gene Ontology annotation, molecular function: scavenger receptor activity. NCBI's taxonomy places the organism in Eukaryota, Metazoa, Mollusca, Bivalvia, Pectinida, Pectinidae.
UAUACAGCCAUAACACAGGGUAGGAACAGAUUACAUGUGCCAUGUCGGUUAGAAAAAGUUUAGGAUAUUGGGUAAUAUUUCUUAUCCUACUGUUCAUCGUACCGGCAUCAAGACCCGAAAUUAAUGUCGCUUUAACGGGAACAGCAAGCCAAUCGUCAGAUGAUCAAUCGAGAUGGGGAGCAGGAAGAGUUAUAGACAAUUGUACUACUCAAACUGUAAAUUCUAACUGUUGUUCUCACACCAAAUCCGGAACUUACAAAGAAGCCUGGUGGCGUGUGGAUUUAGGACAGACGAAGACAAUACUGUACGUCACCAUUUACUACAGAGGAGGGUAUGCAAAUCGAUUUGGCGGGUACUCCCUCUACCUGUCAAAUACCACCAGCUACACGCAGGGAGUUCUCUGCUAUAAGGACCACAGUAGCUUGGCGUCUGACGUACAGUUAAACCCCACACAUUCGUGUCCCUACGUAGCUCGCUAUGUAAUUGUCUACAACCAGAGAGAUACCCCGAAAAAAUACGACUGGUAUGAUGACUACGCUGUUCUGGAGUUGUGUGAAGUUCAGGUCUUUGGAUGUCCAACCGGAACGUAUGGUAAUGACAAUUGUAACAAUCCUUGCUCGGAAAGCUGCUUUGGGGGAAAUUGUAACCCUGUAUCUGGAUCCUGUUUCUAUUGCUUUGCCGGAAUGUAUGGGGAUUUUUGUCAAGUACCUUGCACUGCAAACUGUUAUAACGCUUGUGAGAAAAAUUCGGGACACUGUAUAGGAUGCAUUGCCGGAAAAACAGGCGAUUUGUGUGAUACUGACUGUCCAGUAAACUGCGUAAUAUGCAACCAGACUUUAGCCGCACACUGCUACGAAUGCGUUAAUGGAAUGCACGGCGAAACAUGCCACCUUGCUUGUUCUGACGGCUGUAAAGAUAAAACAUGUAUGAAGGAUAAUGGAUAUUGCUUAGAAUGUAUCACCGGUAAAUACGGUAAUACAUGUGGAAGUGAUUGCUCAAUAAACUGUAAAGACAGAAAAUGUAGGAAGAGUGAUGGACAUUGUUUAGAAUGCGUUGAUGGAAAACAUGGAGACAUUUGUGAAAGUGAUUGUUCUAAUAACUGCGAAAACAAAUUAUGCAAGAAGGAUGGACAUUGCUUAGCAUGUAUCCCUGGCAAACAAGGAAAUCUCUGUGAUGUCAACUGUCCUUCGAAUUGUGUUACAUGCGAUCAAACGACUGACCAAUGUUUCGGAUGCAUUCCGGGAUUCUAUGGCAAUACCUGUAAUCGGAUGUGUUCUGACAACUGUAAGGACAACACAUGUAUACAACAUAAUGCGAUUUGUACAGGAUGUGACCCUGGCUUCCACGGGUAUACCUGCUAUCAGACAUGUUCAGCUAAAUGCAAAGACCAAAUAUGUAACCAGAACUCUGGCCUAUGUGCAGAAUGUGUUGCUGGUCUCUAUGGACCAAACUGUAACCUGACCUGUCCAGUCAGCUGCCAAGACGAAUGUGACAGAGACAACGGAGAAUGCAAAGCUUGCGAAACUGGAAAAUACGGAUUAAUGUGCGAUAGUAGAUGUCCAAGUCAAUGUAUGAACGACAUAUGUAAACAAAGAGAAGGCCAUUGUGAAAAAGGAUGUGUUGAAGGUUUCCAUGGAGAUCAUUGUUCUAAGGUGUGUCCGGACAACUGCAUAAACAGUUUAUGCCUUCAAGAGAAUGGACACUGUACAGAGUGUAAAGCCGGAUACUUCAACGACCACUGCGAUAGGAGUUGUCCGCCUACCUGUAAAGUAAACGUGUGUGACCAGAUCACAGGUUCAUGUACAGUAACAACAGAGGCAAACAGUUUAAACAUCACAGCUGUCGGAAUUGGAUCCGGAUGUGGACUGGUCAUUCUAGCCCUGGUUAUAGUGAUCAUGGUGUUGGUCAGACGUCAGUCGAGAGAAAAAUCGGACACCACGCCUCAUGUGACAGAUAUGUCAGAGGUGGUCAGGCAACAAAAAACAGAUGGCACAUACGAAGAAAUAGAGGCCAUGCCCACAAAUCAGUGUGUACAGAUGGAGACAAUAAACGACAAUUACGAAAAGCUGGACACUCAGACGAUGGAAUCCACACAUGUCUACCAGACUACAGAGCAGGUCCUUAAUUAAAAUCGAGAGGAAAUGUAGACGUGAGAAAACCUGCGCAUCUCUCACUGUGAAUGUAUAACUGGAGAGCUACAUUUCUGAUUGAGAGCUGAUCCCGUUUGACAUGGACUAUUCUAUGAUGUUUAGUGCUUCCUCAUUAUUUUCCGAUAAAAAGCACGCAUUGUGUGUUUUUAAAAAUGUUCAUCUAUGUUUGGACGCUAGCUAUGUAUCAUUUUAUAUAUCCAACAUCCCUGCGUCGAGAACUCUUUAUUAGAGCAUUUUGAAUUAAUUACUUUUGAGUUAAGUCGUGUAUAUAAGGUUACCAUUAACUUUAGGAUUUGACAAAUUAAUAUGUGUUUGAUUCUUAAAAUUUAUCUUGCUGUUUUAAAUGUUUUUAUGUACAGUUGCAGGAUCCCACAAUAGUACACGAUGUGCAGUGGAAUGUGAGCACGAAUGGCGAUUGAUGCAUCACUUCUGUAAUGACCUGCAUGAAACAGAUGUAAACUAGUACAGUAUAUACACAUUGUAUAUACAUGUAUACAUAUGUAUAUGUUGAAUUUUAUUCAAGAACAUUUUUUUCCAAUAAAAGCUCAGCAUCAGCUUGUAAAUAUAAUUAAAGGGGUUUCCAUGGCAUGCCGGGUGUCACUUGGAUAAACCAUACCGAAUUAUAUUUAUGUAUAAGUAUGACGAAAAUAUAAACAUAAAAAUAACAAAACUACACAGUGCAAGUUUCAUACCACGAGGGACGCUUAUUUGUAGAAUUAUAGUUCAGUCCGUGAUUACACUUUACUUAGCCGAUUCUUCUUUAAGCAUAUGAACAAAUUUUGU